AUGCACCUGGGUGUCAUCGCGGAAAAGUAUACUAACGUUCAGCUUAGUAGUGAAUUACAGGGAGUACAGAUCCACGGUCCAGAGGUCAUUACCCGUAGACUCUACUCUGCGGUCUCACUGAAGACAGGAAGCCCCGUUAACAUACUGGAGUACGAUGUAGCUGAGCUUUCAUUAGAGGCCCGCGGACGUUUGGUCAUGAACCUUGAAAGGCUUGCAGACAUAGGCGCUCGUUUGCCUAAACUGCCGGGCAGUUGUCUCGCUCUGCACGGAAGCGUAGUAUCGUACGGUCGGGAGGGCUUCAUUUACCAGGAGGUGCAGCAUGGCCGAAGUCUAGCGGAUGAAAUAUCUCGCCGCAGAUCAACGGGAUCAAGCUUCUCCGAAUCUGAGGUCUGGGAGAUCUUAGCUGGAAUUGUGACGGCCAUUGAUUCUCUCCGCAAAUUGGGUGCUUUGAACGAGCCCCUUUUCUUCACACCUGAUAACGUCCUUCUCCUAGAACGGGAGAACCCGGGGAAACCCCUUUCUGUUCUUGUUUGUGAGUACAUGGAUUAUCAAAUCCAUUCUUUGUCGGACCUUCUACUCAACCAUGAGCAAUAUAAUUUUUCACUUCCGUUCCACGUACCCUCCCCGGUAGCAAAUCAUAUAUCGUGUUCUUCCCUUGAUGAAAGACUUGUGUGGAACAUCGGAACCUUGGUCUUGAAGAUCAUGACAAUGAAGCCCGCUAUGAGCUCGAUGUAUACAACAGAUGGUGCUAUCAACCUACCAAAGCUACUAUCUGAAAGAGGAUUCUCCGGCCAGCUAAUAAGAAUAGUGUCAGGUUGUCUGGAGCACGAUACCAAAAAGCGUGAGCAUCUAGAGAAGAUAUCAAGCCUGGUCCAUCUUAAAACAACAGCGCACUUGGCUGCACCAGUCCAGCCUUACGAGUAUACUGAUGGAGACACUGAUCUGAUGCAGGCCGCCGCGCUCAAUGAUACAAGUGCCGUCUCCUUGCACAUUGGCUUCGCUAGAUCUCAGAAUAAGCAUGGUAGAACUGCUCUUAUGCUCGCUGCUGAGCGAGGUCAUCUGGAGGCCGUCAAGCUUCUAGCUUCACACGAGCUCCAGUUGCGGGACGAGAAGGGAAUGACCGCACUCAUGUAUGCAGCCAUGGCGGGCCGUGCUAACGUUGUUUCUUAUUUGAUAGUAGCAGGUUCCCAAUCAGGAGCACAAGAAACAGGGGUUUUCAGUUCUGAUAACCAUUGUGCACUUAUGUAUGCCAUCAGUCAUAAUCGCGCCGAAUGUGUACGCAUACUGGCGCUCGAGGAAACGAAUGCUAAGAUCCCCGAGACAGGAGGCGAAACAGUCCUCAUGUGGGCUGUCCACAAAAGGGAGGAAACUUUCCUAGCUGAGCUCGCUGACGCAGCUGCUAGCUGUGAGCCUUCUUCUUCCGAGUCCGGGAAGACUGCGCUUAUGUUAGCAGCAAUCACUGGAUUUACGACCGCAAUCAAUACCCUUCUUUUUCAGGCACGAAGGUCUGAUAUUCACGGACGUACUGCGCUUAUGUACGCUGUUCUGGAAAGCAACGCAGACGCAGUUGAACUACUAGCUCCACAUGAAUGCAAGCAACAUGACGAGCGAGGAGAGAUGGCUAUAAUCAAGGCUAUGAGAGCGGAAGAUGUUAAUAUGGUCAAGAUUCUGCUUCCGCAUGAAGGGAAAGGGCACACAGCGGACGGACUAACCCCUCUGAUGGUUGCUGCUAAAACUGCUAACCGUAGGGUCUUCGAUCUGCUCAUAGAUGAGACUUGGAUGGUUUUGGCAUCGGAUGGGACCAAUAUCCUGGACUACCUCUCGCGGACAGGGAACACCGUUUACCGUAAGGCAGUCUUAACGUAUGCUAAGACCCACGGCGCCUCUUUAACUCUCUCACCUCGCAGACCAAGCUGCGUUGUAGAGCACAAAACACAGCUUAUGGAGGCUGCCGAGCAAAAUAGGCCUGAUCUGGUGGCCCAAUAUCUAGACCAAGCAGGAUGCUUGCUGCCAGGGUUCGUUUCCCAAAGUUGUGGCACGGCCUUAAUGAUGGCCAUCAACAAUAGGAAUAUCGACUGCGCUUCUCUCCUUGUAGAGCGAGAGGCCGGGAUCCAGACAAAGGAGGGACUGACAGCCCUUAUGCGUGCAGCCGAAAUGGACUAUAUUAUGGGGGUGAAGUUACUGUCGGAGCAUGAGACCACGCUUCGAGACUGGAAUGGAUGGUGUGCUCUUAUGUGGGCUGCAUCAAAGAACAACAUCUCCUGCGUCCGCCUCCUGCUCUCUGAGCAAGACCUACGGAACAACGCCGGCAAGACUGCACUUCAAGUGGCACAGGUUGCAGAACAAGAGGCUGCGGCGUCCAUCCUUGAUAGUGCCAGCAAGUAG
Messenger RNA from Giardia duodenalis, 2385 nucleotides. Its product is annotated as Ankyrin repeat protein 1. The record is from RefSeq and is a predicted model, not a curated record. The transcript has a single exon. NCBI's taxonomy places the organism in Eukaryota, Fornicata, Diplomonadida, Hexamitidae. Gene Ontology annotation, molecular function: protein binding. The coding region runs from base 1 to 2385 and encodes 794 amino acids.